This is a messenger RNA of Camelina sativa (false flax), 2509 nucleotides long. RefSeq lists its product as uncharacterized. Gene Ontology annotation, molecular function: mRNA binding. NCBI's taxonomy places the organism in Eukaryota, Viridiplantae, Streptophyta, Magnoliopsida, Brassicales, Brassicaceae. Gene Ontology annotation, biological process: regulation of translation. The record is from RefSeq and is a predicted model, not a curated record.
CCCGAAAAGCCUUUUGUCUUUCUUCUCUCUCUAUCAUCUCUCCCUUCUCUACCAAAUAAAAACUCUCUCUUUCUCUCUCUAUAAUACAUAACUAAUAUAUAUACAUCAUCAAAUCAAGAGCGCGUCUCUGCGCGUCGUCAGUAUGUUAUUAUAGAGACGCCAUUGAAAUUGUGUUAAAUCGGGUUUGAUUCGCCUAUCCUCCUCAGAUCUUAUUAGUCUUACGAGAUUCGGCAUCUGGGUUUUAUUCUUCUUCUUAUUUGCAGAGAGAUAGAGAGAGAGAGAGAGAGAGAGGAGCAAAAUGCAAUCGGAUAAUGGAAAGCUUUUCAUCGGUGGGAUAUCUUGGGACACCAAUGAGGAACGCCUCAAGGAGUAUUUCAGCAGUUUUGGUGAAGUGAUCGAGGCUGUCAUCUUGAAAGAUCGUACCACUGGUCGUGCUCGUGGCUUCGGUUUUGUUGUCUUUGCUGAUCCUUCUGUUGCUGAGAUUGUUAUCACCGAAAAACAUAACAUUGAUGGCCGUUUGGUUGAAGCUAAGAAAGCUGUUCCCAGAGAUGAUCAAAACAUGGUUAAUAGAAGCAACAGCAGCAGCAUCCAAGGUUCUCCCGGUGGUCCAGGUCGCACUAGGAAGAUUUUUGUUGGAGGCUUACCUUCUUCGGUUACAGAGAGUGAUUUCAAGACUUAUUUUGAGCAGUUUGGAACAACUACUGAUGUGGUUGUUAUGUAUGAUCACAACACACAAAGGCCUAGAGGUUUCGGUUUCAUAACCUACGAUUCCGAGGAGGCCGUUGAAAAGGUACUGCUCAAGACGUUCCAUGAACUAAAUGGUAAAAUGGUUGAGGUUAAGCGAGCUGUUCCAAAGGAGUUAUCUCCAGGUCCAACUCGCAGCCCGCUUGGUGCAGGUUACAGCUACGGGGUUAAUAGGGUCAAUAACCUCCUUAAUGGAUAUGCUCAAGGGUUUAAUCCUGCAGCAGUUGGAGGCUAUGGACUUAGGAUGGAUGGUCGUUUCAGUCCUGUUGGUGCUGGAAGAAGCGGGUUUGCAAGCUUUAAUUCUGGCUACGGGAUGAAUGUGAACUUCGAGCAGGGAUUGCCCACAGGGUUCAAUGGAGGUACAAACUUCAGUGGCAACGUUGACUAUGGCCGAGGAAUGAGCCCUUACUACAUUGGUAACACAAACCGGUUUGGUCCUGCGGUUGGCUAUGAAGGGGGAAAUGGAGGAGGAAACUCAUCCUUCUUCAGUUCGGUUACACGGAACCUUUGGGGGGGAAACAAUGGGGGUCUUAACUAUAACAACAACACUACAAACUCAAAUUCCAAUACAUACAUGGGAGGAUCAUCAAGUGGGAACAACACACUUAGUGGUCCAUUUGGCAAUUCGGGAGUCAAUUGGGGUGCUCCUGGAGGAGGUAACAAUGCUGUUAGUAAUGAGAAUGUCAAGUUUGGUUAUGGAGGAAACGGUGAAUCUGGUUUUGGGUUGGGAACCGGUGGUUAUGCAGCAAGAAACCCAGGGGCUAACAAGGCAGUACCAUCGUCUUCAUUCUCUUCUGCUUCGGCAACCAACAACAGUGGUUACGAUGCAGCAGGACUCGCAGAGUUUUAUGGGAAUGGUGCAGUUUAUAGUGAUCCCACAUGGAGAUCACCAACUCCUGAGGCAGAAGGGCCUGCUUCUUUUAGCUAUGGGAUUGGAGGAGGGGGUCCUUCUUCAGAUGUUUCAGCUAGAAGUUCGUCUCCAGGUUAUGUUGGCAGUUACAGUGUGAACAAGAGACAAUCAAACAGAGGAAUUGCUACUUAGUACAAUCGUUUUUGUUUUACCACGAUAUUGUAGGCGAGCCAUCACGGUGAACGAUCUGUGUCUUUUGGCGAAUCUUUUAGAUUAUCUUCUCCUUCAUACAAAUUAUGCCCAUGAGGACGAAACUUGAUCAUAUCAUCAAUCAGCUAGAGCUAACCAGAGAAUCCCGCAGAUUUUUCUGUCAUGGUUUGGUUUUCUAAAUUCAUUGUUCCUCCUAGGCUAUUUCUGCUUUCUUUUUUUCUAUUUUUGUUUUCUUUUCUUCUUUCAAUGAGGGAUAGAAGAAACUGUAUCAGUCUCCGGCGAGGCGGGUAAUACAUAAGAAGAGUUCAAAACCCAAAAAAAAAAACCAAAAAAAAAAAAAAAAAANAAAAAAAAAAAAAAUGAUCCUUCUUCCUCAGUUUUCUUCAUUGUCAUGUAAUGGUUCUUCUUCUUUUUCUUCUUCUUCUUGGGGGUUAUGGUUAAGGUUUGUGUUUUUGAGGCAGAUUGUACUAGAGUUUAAGUUUCUUUUGAUUUUGUCUCUUUUUUUUAAGUCUUUUGUUUUUGAUAGUGUGAGAUAUGGAAAGAGGAUUUAGCCAUGUAGGGCUUUCGAGAGAAUAAGUCUUUUUAUCACUAUGAGAUUAUUUUGUUCUCAAGCUGUUUGUAUGUCUUAUGCGAACGCAAGCAAAACUCGUUUCUGUUGAUGUACUUCUAUUUUAUAGAAACUAUAUUUUUAUGUUUUCUUCUUGA